AUGGAUCCAGCGAUGAAUAUUGCGAUGCAGCACCGAGCCCCUCAAGCCUGCAAAUCAUGCAGGAAGCUCAAGAGGAAAUGCGUCUUCAACGAAACGUUGGGCAAAUGCAACCGGUGCUUUGAGACCAGUAAAGCAUGUGUGUAUGCUGAGGUCAAUCCGGCCGCUCCCCAUGAUGAUUCCGUCGCCGUCGUCCAUCACAAUGCGUCCACGACGUCCAUGAGUGCUGACUCUGGACACCUGGAUGCCUCGCUCCAACAGGGCGACCCCUCGUACCUGGAUCCGUUCGGCGGUACCCUUCAAGUUACACCCGACUGGUAUGGACUUAAUCAGCCAAAUGUACUGUCGAAUGGAGGCCACGUGAUGGGUCCAGGGAGUGGGGACAUGGCCGCUUACCCAUCCCCAUCAACCCAUGCUGGCAGACAGAAUUAA
This is a messenger RNA of Suillus clintonianus, 429 nucleotides long. RefSeq lists its product as uncharacterized. The transcript has 4 exons. Gene Ontology annotation, biological process: regulation of DNA-templated transcription. Bases 1 to 429 code for a protein of 142 amino acids. Gene Ontology annotation, molecular function: DNA-binding transcription factor activity, RNA polymerase II-specific; zinc ion binding. Lineage: Eukaryota; Fungi; Basidiomycota; Agaricomycetes; Boletales; Suillaceae. The record is from RefSeq and is a predicted model, not a curated record.